Molecule: messenger RNA, 777 nt
Organism: Juglans regia (Persian walnut)
Lineage: Eukaryota; Viridiplantae; Streptophyta; Magnoliopsida; Fagales; Juglandaceae
Exons: 4
Coding region: 102-497 (131 amino acids)
Cellular component (GO): cytoplasm
Molecular function (GO): mRNA binding
Source: RefSeq, a predicted model, not a curated record
CUGUAUUAAUCACAAAUAUCCCUACUACUUCUAAUUCCCAAACCAGAGGCUGCUUCUCUUCUAAUUCCUCAACCCUUCAUUUUUCCUUAAGAAAAAUCAUCAUGAGCUGGUCAGGAGGAGAUUGGAUGUGCGGUGCCUGCCAGCACACAAAUUUCAAAAAGCGGGAUGCAUGCCAACGUUGUGGAUACCCAAAAUACGGAGGCCCAGAUCCAUCCACAUAUAACACGACAGAGGUGUUGGCUGGGGAUUGGUUUUGCAAUGCCAUGAAUUGUGGUUCUCACAACUAUGCCAGCCGAUCAAACUGCUAUAGAUGCGGUGCAUAUAAAACUCAUGAUUAUGCUGCAGCUGGAUAUGGGUCCGCUGCCAGUCAUGUCCCACCUGGUUGGAAAACUGGCGACUGGAUUUGCUCUAGAAUGGGAUGUGGAGUGCACAAUUAUGCUAGCAGGACGGAAUGCUACAAAUGCAACACACCAAAGGAUUUUGGUGGUGCAGUUUAAUCAGCAAGACUUUUGAAGGUUCUCGUGUGAAAUCACUAAUAUCUCUCUUAUCUGAUCCCCGACCAAACACUUUUUUUUUUUCUCACUUUCCUUUCUGAAGAUAAUUAAGCUCUAGAGUGAACAUUGUUAAAGGCUUUUAGAUAAGCAUAGCCAUGUGUUCGCAUUAGGAAGGGUUUGUAGCUUCAUUAAUGUUUGGACGUGCAAAGAUGUUCUUACGUACAUGAAGUUAAUGAAAUCCCUUCUUUUCUAUUUAAUAUAUGCAGGUACUAUGUUUUUAAUA